AUGGAAGUUAAGAUCAUAGAGACCAUCACAAUCCGCCCUUCCCAACACCCUUUCUCACAAGACCAUUCCCUCCCUCUCUCCCGCCUCGACACCGAUCCCAAUCUCGACGUCACCAUUCGGUACGUUCGGGUUUACGCCAACAACACCACCACCACCACCAAGCCAACCACCGCCAGUACUCGCCCGUUUGACGUCAUCGCCGAUGCUCUCUCCCGAGCUCUUGUCCACUAUUACCCACUCGCCGCCGGCCUCCGCUCCAGCAAUGGCCGGCUCGAGGUAUUCUGCUCGCGGGACCAACUAGCCCUGCCUUUAACCAACGCCACGGUCAGUGCGACGCUGGCUUCGGUCAACUACCUGGAUGAACCGGGUUCAGAGUUCACGGACCGGUUGGCACCCAACCCGAGCCCGGACGAGAGGCUGGUCCAUCCGUUUAUGCUUCAGGUCACGACAUUUGAGUGCGACGGGUUCGCCCUGGGAGCCGCAGUGAACCACGCAUUGUGUGACGGGAUGGGUGCCACCAUGUUUUUCAAUGCUGCCGCCGAGCUGGCUCGUGGGGCGGACAAGAUCUCGGUUGAGCCGGUCUGGGAUCGGGAGGGUGUUUUCCGACCGCGUGACCCGCCCCGGGUUGAAGAAUGGGUUGGUGAGGUUUUGGGCCGGAAGGAAGGAAUGGUCGGACCGGACGGGGAUGGAGAUGGGGUGGUUGGUGGGAAGGUGGUUAGGAGUUACUGUUUUGAUGUGAGAGACGAGUGGGUGGAGGGAUUCAAGAAUGCUUUGGUUCAGAAGUGUGGCUCCAAGUUCACCACGUUUGAGGCCUUAGGAGCAUUCAUAUGGCGGGCCAAGGUGAAGGCCUCGGGAAUCUCUGCCCACGAGUUUGUAAACUUCGUCUAUGCCAUCAACGUUCGCAAAUUGGUGCAGCCACCGUUGCCGACGGGCUACUGGGGAAACGGCUGCGUUCCGAUGUGCGUCCAACUGCAAGCGAAGGACCUCCUUGAGCAGCCCAUCUGGCGGACGGCGGAGCUGAUUAAGCAGAGCAAACGACACGUGGCCGCCCCGGACGGGUACGUGAGUUCCUUCAUCGACUUCAUCGAGCUACACGGCGGAGAAAUUGUGACGGCGGCGAGCAGCUGCAGGGUGACCAGUGGGUUCACGGAUUGGAGACACUUGGGCCAGAUGGGCGUAGAUUUCGGGUGGGGCAACCCGGUCACCGUUUUGCCGCUUUCGACGAGGAGGUUAUUGGGGAGCGACGAGCCUUGCUUUUUCUUGCCGCAUUCUUCUGUCGGUGAAGGCAAGGGAGAUGGUGGGUUUAAGGUGCUGGUGUUGCUAAGUGAGGCGGCCAUGCCAGGGUUCAAGAUCGAGAUUGAUAAAUUUUGCAGCCAGGAAUUUGGGCAACUUUAA
This is a messenger RNA of Linum trigynum, 1395 nucleotides long. The record is from the annotation of a GenBank genome assembly. NCBI's taxonomy places the organism in Eukaryota, Viridiplantae, Streptophyta, Magnoliopsida, Malpighiales, Linaceae.